CCAUGGCCGCCACUCCUACCUUUCUCCUCCUCGUACUCAUCUUCCUCCUGGCCACCGCGACCUGCUCCACCGCCGCCGGCUCAUCCCCCUCCAACGCCUCCUUGGAAGCCGCCGCCCUCGCCAACCUCUCCGCGGCGCUCGCCGAUCCAUCGGGCUACCUUUCCGCGCACUGGACGCCGGUCACGCCGCUCUGCUCGUGGCCGCGCCUCUCCUGCGACGCCGCCGGCUCGCGCGUCAUCUCCCUCGACCUCUCCGCCCUCAACCUCUCCGGCCCCAUCCCCGCCGCCGCCCUCUCCUCCCUGACGCACCUCCAGUCCCUCAACCUCUCAAACAAUCUCUUCAAUUCGACAUUCCCGGAGGCGCUCAUCGCCAGCCUUCCCAACAUUCGCGUUCUCGACCUCUACAACAACAACCUCACCGGCCCGCUCCCUUCGGCGCUCCCCAAUCUCACGAACCUCGUGCACCUCCACCUCGGCGGCAAUUUCUUCUCCGGCAGCAUCCCGGGGUCGUACGGCCAGUGGAGCCGUAUCCGGUACCUGGCCCUCUCCGGCAACGAGCUCACGGGGGCGGUACCGCCUGAGCUCGGCAACCUGACCACGCUGAGGGAGCUGUACCUCGGGUACUUCAACAGCUUCACUGGCGGGAUACCCCGGGAGCUCGGGAGGCUGCGGGAGCUCGUGCGGCUGGACAUGGCGAGCUGCGGGAUCUCCGGAACGAUCCCCCCGGAGGUGGCGAACCUGACGUCGCUCGACACUCUGUUUCUUCAGAUCAACGCGCUGUCCGGGAGGCUGCCGCCUGAGAUAGGCGCAAUGGGGGCACUCAAGUCGCUCGACCUGUCCAACAACUUGUUCGUCGGGGAGAUCCCCGCGAGCUUCGUGUCACUCAAGAACAUGACGCUGCUAAACCUCUUCCGGAACCGCCUCGCCGGUGAGAUUCCCGGGUUCGUCGGCGACCUGCCGAGCCUCGAGGUGCUGCAGCUGUGGGAGAACAACUUCACCGGCGGAGUGCCCGCGCAGCUGGGCGUGGCGGCGACGAGGUUGAGGAUCGUCGACGUGAGCACAAAUAAGCUCACGGGCGUUCUCCCGACCGAGCUGUGCGCCGGCAAGCGGCUGGAGACGUUCAUCGCGCUUGGGAAUUCUCUGUUUGGCGGCAUUCCGGACGGGCUCGCCGGGUGCCCAUCGUUGACGAGGAUUCGUCUGGGAGAGAAUUAUCUCAAUGGGACCAUACCGGCCAAAUUGUUCUCGCUGCAGAACCUGACGCAGAUAGAGCUGCACGACAAUUUGCUGUCCGGUGAGCUCCGUCUGGAGGCCGGCGAGGUGUCGCCAUCGAUCGGGGAGCUGAGUCUAUAUAACAACCGGUUGUCCGGCCCGGUGCCGGCGGGGAUCGGCGGGCUCUCGGGGCUGCAGAAACUGCUGAUAGCCGGGAACAUAUUGUCCGGCGAGCUCCCGCCGGCGAUCGGGAAGCUACAGCAGCUCUCGAAGGUGGACCUCUCCGGGAACCGGAUAUCCGGGGAGGUGCCUCCGGCGAUCGCCGGAUGCAGGCUGCUCACCUUCCUCGACCUGUCCGGCAACAAGCUCUCCGGCAGCAUCCCCACAGCGCUGGCCAGCCUGCGAAUCCUCAACUACCUCAACCUGUCCAACAACGCGCUCGACGGGGAGAUCCCGGCUUCGAUCGCCGGAAUGCAGAGUUUAACAGCCGUCGACUUCUCGUACAACGGGCUCUCUGGCGAGGUCCCGGCCACGGGCCAAUUCGCCUACUUCAACUCCACUUCCUUCGCCGGCAACCCCGGCCUAUGCGGGGCAUUCCUUUCCCCGUGCCGCACCACCCACGGCGUCGCCACGUCGUCGGCCUUCGGGUCCCUCUCCUCGACCUCGAAGCUCCUCCUGGUCCUUGGCCUCCUCGCGCUGUCCAUCGUCUUCGCGGGUGCGGCCGUGCUGAAGGCGCGGUCCCUGAAGCGGUCCGCUGAGGCGCGCGCGUGGCGGAUCACGGCGUUCCAGCGGCUGGACUUCGCCGUGGACGACGUGCUGGACUGCCUCAAGGACGAGAACGUGAUCGGCAAGGGCGGGUCCGGGGUCGUGUACAAGGGCGCCAUGCCGGGGGGCGCCGUGGUGGCCGUGAAGCGGCUGCUCUCCGCCGCGCUCGGGCGCUCGGCGGGGUCCGCGCACGACGACUACGGCUUCUCCGCCGAGAUACAGACGCUGGGGCGGAUCAGGCACCGGCACAUCGUGCGGCUGCUCGGGUUCGCGGCCAACCGCGAGACCAACCUGCUGGUGUACGAGUACAUGCCCAACGGCAGCCUCGGCGAGGUGCUCCACGGUAAGAAGGGGGGACACCUGCAGUGGGCGACGCGGUACAAGAUCGCUGUCGAGGCCGCCAAGGGGCUCUGCUACCUGCACCACGACUGCUCGCCGCCGAUACUGCACCGCGACGUCAAGUCCAACAACAUCCUCCUCGACGCCGACUUCGAGGCGCACGUCGCCGACUUCGGCCUCGCCAAGUUCCUCCACGGCAGCAACGCCGGGGGCUCCGAGUGCAUGUCCGCGAUCGCCGGCUCCUAUGGAUACAUCGCUCCUGAGUACGCCUACACGCUGAAGGUGGACGAGAAGAGUGACGUGUACAGCUUCGGCGUCGUGUUACUAGAGCUCAUUGCCGGCCGCAAGCCGGUCGGUGAGUUCGGCGACGGCGUAGACAUCGUGCAAUGGGUGCGGAUGGUGGCCGGCUCGACCAAGGAAGGCGUGAUGAAGAUCGCCGACCCUCGCCUCUCGACGGUUCCCAUCCAGGAGCUCACGCACGUCUUCUAUGUGGCGAUGCUCUGUGUCGCGGAGCAGAGCGUCGAGCGGCCUACAAUGCGGGAAGUCGUGCAGAUCCUAACUGACUUGCCUGGGACGACGACGUCCAUGAGCCUGCCGCCGCCCGACCUCGAAGAAGGAAGAGAGGAGAACCAGGGACAUGAGCAGCAGCAGGGGGAGCCACACGACUCUCCGGCACAUCAGGAUCUCCUUAGCAUCUAGGAGUGUUUUGCUCGUAGUAUAGUAGUGGCAGUACCUUGUAGCAUCCCAUGUACCUUGUGGUGUACUCUUUAGAAUGUGGUAGUGUGUCCGGAAGCGUGUGCAAGGGGAGGCAAAGCAUGUGCUAGAUUAGUGUUCCAGUAUGAUAAAUCGUGGAUUGGAACCGUGUAAUCACUGUAUUGUCUUCUUGUACAAAGCAGCUAGUUGGUCUCCAAUGGAAAAAAAAAAACAACGGCAAACCGUGCACGUCU
Brachypodium distachyon (stiff brome) is the source of this 3259-nucleotide messenger RNA. RefSeq names its product leucine-rich repeat receptor-like serine/threonine-protein kinase BAM1. Bases 3 to 3011 code for a protein of 1002 amino acids. Gene Ontology annotation, molecular function: protein kinase activity; ATP binding; receptor serine/threonine kinase binding. The transcript has 2 exons. Lineage: Eukaryota; Viridiplantae; Streptophyta; Magnoliopsida; Poales; Poaceae. Gene Ontology annotation, biological process: protein phosphorylation. The record is from RefSeq and is a predicted model, not a curated record.